AUGAAUAAAUGUUUUAUUUGUAAGUUAAAAAAUAGGACCCUUAUUCAAAUUUGGGGGAAUGACUCUUUUAAAUUUCUUCAAAGUUUGACAACUAACGAUUUAAAUAAAAUAAUAACCGAAAAUGAGUUUACAUUAAAUAAGAGUUUUCCUAAUAAUAUUUUGUCUAAUAACUUUGAUAGAAGUAGAUAUGAAAUUAAUUAUACUAACAAAAAAUAUAAAGAAUUAAUAAUAGGUUUACCCUCCCUAUUUUUAUUAAACAAUGGAAGAAUUUUAUUUGAUUGUUUUAUAUACAAUAUAAAAUACAUUUAUGAAGCAAAAUUAUUUAGCUUAUUUUAUAUAGACUGCAAUAUCCAGAUCUUGAAGAGAUUAUUAGAUAUAUUAGAGAAACGCAAAUUAUCUUGUGAUGUUUAUUUUAAGGAAUUGAAAAAUAUCAAUAUUUAUCAGUUAUUACCUUGCAUAUCAUCACUAAAUAAUAAUAAUAAUUAUGACAUUAUAUCAAGUACUUACAUAGAUUUGUUAAAUACUUUUGGAAGUAAAGGAAGUUUUUUUUUUUCAAAAGAUGAAAGAAGUGAUCUAUUAGGAUAUAGAAUAUACGAAGUUAUUAAUAAAACAAGAGAAGAGUUGAAUGGAAAUUUUGAUAAUAGCAAAAAUAAUAUUGAAAAUAUAAAUGAUGUUGAAAAUACAAAGAAUGAUAGUAAUUUAGUUAAUGAAAAAAUGAAUAAUGAAAUUAAUAAUGUAUUUUGUAAAUUUCAAAAACAAGAAAAAUUAAAACUUAAAAGUACGUUUAUUUAUGAUUAUUUUAAGUUAAAUUUAGGAAUUAUUGAAAAUUUAUAUUUAGAUUAUAUAUUUUUUAAAGAUAGUGCAUUGAAUAAUAUUAGUCAUAAUACCCUUAAUAAUAUGAAUAGGAUUGAAAAUGAUUUAAAAGAUGAAAAACGAACAAAAAUACAAAAAGAUAUUUUUUUAUUUAAAGAUUUAUCACCUUUUGAUUUAAAUUAUGACAAACUAAAUUAUUUAGCUAAUGAUAAAGGCUGUUAUGUAGGGCAAGAAGCUAUUAAUAGAAUUAGAAAUGAGAUAUUUAUAAAUAAAUAUGAAUUAUCAUUAUGCAUUAAUUAUGAAUAUUAUGACUUGUUUUUUAAUAAAUUAAAUGAUUUAAGUAGAACCAUAUGCGAUGAUUUUAUAUAUAAUAAAUAUUUAAAAGAAUUUAAUGACAAGAAUCUUUUGAAAUCCUCUUUUUUUUUAUUAAAAAAUGCUAUGAAAAGUCAAGAAAAUUUAAUUAACUAUCAAGAUCAGUAUAAUGUAUUUAUUCAAAACAAUAAUAUAAAUAAUGAUUCUAUUUUAAAUAAUACAAUUGGUAAUGUUUUUUUUUAUAAUAAUAUAAUGGGAUUAUGCUUUUUAAUUAAAAAGAAAAUACAAGAUAUUAAAAAAGACAUAUUUUCUUCUUCUGCAAAUAUAUAUAUUAAAAACAAUGUUAAUGAUAAAAAGCAUAGAAUUUUAUUUAUUCCUUUUAAAUUUUAUAACACAUUUAUAAAUAUAAAAAGGAAUUAUAAUGAAUAA
Plasmodium relictum is the source of this 1554-nucleotide messenger RNA. RefSeq names its product aminomethyltransferase, putative. The record is from RefSeq and is a predicted model, not a curated record. Lineage: Eukaryota; Apicomplexa; Aconoidasida; Haemosporida; Plasmodiidae. The coding region runs from base 1 to 1554 and encodes 517 amino acids. The transcript has a single exon. Gene Ontology annotation, cellular component: mitochondrial matrix.